AGCAGAACUGAUGGCAGAAUGAGUGCCAAAGAAAUGCGAAAAUUUCUCAAAAACUUCUUAAGGGAUGAGUUGUUCCGAAACGAUCUGAACGUGUGGUCAGAAUACGUGUCAUUCGAGUACUUAUUGGCUAACAAUCAAACCGAAGGCCGAAAAGUAUUUCAAACAGCCAUUGAGUUAAUGCUUAAACUCAACCAAAAUAGAGACCAACUCUUUAUGUUUGUCCGCAAAUACAUUGAACUCGAGUUUGACAUCAAUUGUUUGACUCAAAUGUCCGACAAUUUAUCGGUAAAACAUUUGGCAAAAGACUCGACGACUCAAGACUUGUGUCUCAAUUCAUUGUUAUCUAUAAGUUGUGGUCAAAUAGUGUCCAACUCUUCGCCAACUCUUGUUCUCAAAGCUAUUAAUGAAUUCGUCCGACAAUUGACUUAA
Medioppia subpectinata is the source of this 429-nucleotide messenger RNA. The record is from the annotation of a GenBank genome assembly. Lineage: Eukaryota; Metazoa; Arthropoda; Arachnida; Sarcoptiformes; Oppiidae.